Messenger RNA from Ailuropoda melanoleuca (giant panda), 1094 nucleotides. RefSeq names its product brain expressed X-linked 5 (gene BEX5). Gene Ontology annotation, cellular component: cytoplasm. Gene Ontology annotation, molecular function: signaling receptor binding. The coding region runs from base 318 to 659 and encodes 113 amino acids. Gene Ontology annotation, biological process: signal transduction. Lineage: Eukaryota; Metazoa; Chordata; Mammalia; Carnivora; Ursidae. The transcript is spliced from 3 exons. The record is from RefSeq and is a predicted model, not a curated record.
CGGAGAUGAUGGCUGCUGCAGAGGGUCGGGACAGAGAUUAGGUUCGGGAAACGCUUCCCUUCUGCGGAAGAGGAAGCGUCCCUUCGAACGGAAGCUUUCUGGCUGAGGUAUAGUCGGGGAGCAAGAAGUUUUUCUGAUCGCUGCAGGUCGGUGUAAGCGUGGGCGCUGCUUGCGGACCUUGGGGUAAGCAAGACAAAGCGCUGAGACCUCAGCGGGUCCAGGUCUUUAGGUCGGUUGGUGCACCAGAUUGCAGGGCUAAGAGAGGAAGACCGUUUCUGAUCCCUGCAGGAAGAGUAAGCAGGAAAAAAAACCUCAGCAUGGAAAAUGUACCCCAGGAAAGCAAAGGAGACGAGCAGCCUCCGGUGCAGAAUGAAGAAGCAGCCCACCCUUUGGGAGGUGGUGAAGGCCAGGAGCCUAGAGGAAAUAUUAGAGCGGGUUGGGCCCCACCUGCCCCUGAUGUUAGAGAGGAUAUGCCCAAUAGGCUUGUCAAUAACCUUGACAUGAUAGAUGGAGAUGCAGAUGAUAUGGAACGGUUCAUGGAGGAGAUGAGAGAGCUAAGGAGGAAAAUUAGGGAGCUUCAGCUGAGGUACAGUUUGCGCAUUCUGAUAGGGGAUCCCCCUCACCAUGACCAUCAUGAUGAGUUUUGCCUUAUGCCUUGAAUGCUGAGGUUAAUAAUAAUAAACCCCCUGCUUCCCAAAGCUGCAUUUUCUUGAUGUACCCUUUACUGUGAACCUGUGGUGUUCUAUCAUUUUUCUGAUUGGAGAUUUCAUUUUGACUUACUCUGGAAGUUUUUCUGUCCGCAGGGGAGUUUCAUCAACUUGCAUGGAAAGAUGUUUAUUACAUACUGUGAACAUAAUAAAGCAGUUUAAAAAGCAGUCUGUAGAUACACUAUCUCAUUUAAAAGCAUGCAUAUUGUAUAUAUGUGUCAGGAUGUUUUUUUCUUACUUUCUUUAAUUUCUCUUGACCUGUUUUUUCUCAUUUUUCCAAAAUGAAUACGUGUGUAUUAUGUGUGUCAGGAAAAAUGUAAGAGGCAAAGAACUUGCCUGUUGGCUUAUAAAGGGAAUGGAGAUAAUCAAUAAAUACUUGAGACACAA